Acanthosepion pharaonis is the source of this 594-nucleotide messenger RNA. Lineage: Eukaryota; Metazoa; Mollusca; Cephalopoda; Sepiida; Sepiidae. The record is from the annotation of a GenBank genome assembly.
AUGGCUUUUGGAUUUUUAAUCUAUAAAUUGUCUUUUUUUUUCUUUUGUCAUGUCAUAUUUUUCUUUGGAGCAGAGAUGACCAGACAGGAUGGAGUUGUAUCUAUGUAUGUAUCUAUCUAUCUAUCAUUACGAGUCUCUUUAUCUUUUGGAGUAAGUCUAUCUAUCUAUCUAUCUAUCUAUCUAUCUUUACGAGUCUGUCUACUUAUUUUUUCGAGUCUGUCAAUCCAUCUUUACGGGUCUUUGUACCUAUCUAUCUAUCUAUCUAUCUAUCUAUCUAUCUAUCUAUCUAUCUAUCUAUCUAUACGGAAGUGUACCUGUGGGUCUAUCUUUACGAAUCUACGGAUUCUAUCUAUCUAUCUAUCUAUCUAUCUAUCUAUCUAUCUAUCCUAUUCAAUAUAUCUAUGGCAUCUCUCUCUUUAUGUAUCUAUCUCUCAUUCUCUUCUAUCUAUCUAUCUAUCUAUCUAUCUAUCUAUCUUUACGAUUCUAUCUAUCUUCACGAUUCUAUCUAUCUAUUUCUCUUUACGAUUCUAUCUAUCUAUCUAUCUAUCUAUCUAUCUAUCUAUCUAUCUAUCUAUCUAUCUAAGCGAAAUUUGA